CAUCCAAUACGAAAUCGGGUCCAAGCUUCCUCUCUCCACGGUUUCGCGAUCGGAUGGCGGACCCAUCGGAGUCUUCGCCGCUGGUUCCGCCGUCUCCGAUGGCUGAGCCUAGCGAUAUCGAUCUCGAAGCGGGGCCCUGUGAGCAGAUUCAAUGUCGAAUUUGCCUUGAAUCCGAUGGUAGGGAUUUCAUAGCUCCAUGCAAAUGCAAAGGAACGUCAAUGUAUGUACAUAGGGAAUGUUUGGAUCAUUGGAGAUCUGUCAAGGAAGGGUUUGCAUUUGCACACUGCACAACCUGCAAGGCCAGGUAUUAUCUGAGAGUUCAUUGCGCCGCAGAUAGGAAAUGGCGGACAUUGAAGUUUCGGUUCUUUGUUACCCGAGAUAUUUUGUUCAUAUUUCUUGCUGUCCAGAUUGUAAUUGCUGCAUUGGGCUACUUGGUCUAUUUUGUAGAUGGUUACCAGAAAUCAUGGCUUCGUCAUAUUUGGGGUUUUGACAGUGAGGUCACGUUUUAUUACAUGUGUGGAGCUUUAUUGUUCUUUGCUUUGUUGGGUCUAUCUGGAUGCUUCAUAACUUGUUACGAUCGAAGAGUUCGGAAUGACUUAGCUCAGCCUUGCCGAGAAUUAUGCCUCUGCUGCUGUCACCCUGGGAUAUGCACAGACUGUCAUCUACCAGGGACUCUUUGCAUGUGGACGGACUGCACCACAUGCUUUGAAGGGUGUGCAAGUGCAGCCAGCGAAUGCGGUGGUUGUCUAAGUGGUGCCGGAGAAGCCGGAUUGCCAUUGCUCUUCAUAAUGGCAUUGAUAGUUCUCGGUCUAUUUACCGUAAUUGGCAUAUUCUACAGUGUACUCGUGGCCACGAUGGUUGGACAACGCAUUUGGCAGCGCCAUUACCACAUACUUGCUAAAAGAAUGCUUACAAAGGAAUAUGUGGUGGAGGAUGUUGAUGGAGAGAUGACCGGUUCUGAAUGGUCACCUCCACCUCUGCCACCUGAGCAUGUUCACCAGCUUAAAACGCUCGGCCUUCUUUGAAACCAUUUCAAGUGAAACAAGCUGAGGCAUAACAUAAACUUGGGUUGACGCCCUAUUUCUCAGCAGGUCAGACUUCUCCUUACUCCUAAGUCCUAAGCCCUUGAACUCUGAAUUAACACACGUGAAAUCUAUCCGACUCGCCUUCGGACAGACCUUGACAAGUUUUAUCUUAUGGAUUGUACAUUCGUAAGAAGAUAUAUAAGUCGAUUGGAUACAAAAUCUUUACAGAUUUUUGAAAUCUCGACCCGUUUUUAUUGUGAAGUCGAUUUUCGGGUUUUAUUGUCCACUCGAGUUAUAUGGCAUACGUCAUAGAGUGAUUUUGGAUCUGGCUGUAAAUCUGGUCUGGAUGAUGUGAUGCAUUUGUUCUUAUAAUAGUUUGAUUCUCCUCAA
Tarenaya hassleriana is the source of this 1415-nucleotide messenger RNA. RefSeq lists its product as uncharacterized. The transcript has 7 exons. The record is from RefSeq and is a predicted model, not a curated record. Gene Ontology annotation, molecular function: zinc ion binding. The coding region runs from base 54 to 1025 and encodes 323 amino acids. Lineage: Eukaryota; Viridiplantae; Streptophyta; Magnoliopsida; Brassicales; Cleomaceae.